AUGAUAAAUGGGGAGCGCCACAAACGCCAUCUGAGCGACACUGGUCUGUGUCAGGUUUGCAAAGGAGGAGAGGAAGCAAUAAUUCACAUCUUGAGAGAUUGCCUGGCAAUGAAGGGUUUAUGGCAAUGGAUUGUUCCCGUAAGGAGGAGGCAAGAGUUUUUCGGUGCACCACUAUUGAGCUGGCUAUACAAUAAUCUGGGAGCCAAACUUGAGUUGGGAGAUUAUAAUUGGUCAACUUUAUUCGCGGUGGCAGUUUGGUGGGGAUGGAAAUGGAGAUGCGGAAAUGUGUUCGGAUCGUAUGGAAAGUGCCGAGAUCGCGUAAAGUUCAUCAAAGAUAUGGCUAGAGGGAUCGCGAAAGCCCAUGUUCCGGGUAACAGUGGAGGGAGAAUCCAUAGAGUCGAGCGACAGAUAGGAUGGGAGCCUCCAAAGCAGGAUUGGUGUAAGAUAAACACAGAUGGGGCAUCACGUGGGAACCCGGGUUUGUCUGCAGCCAGAGGAGUGUUGCGUGAUGCGAAUGGCGCUUGGAUAUGUGGUUUACGCUCAAUAUAG
Microthlaspi erraticum is the source of this 549-nucleotide messenger RNA. NCBI's taxonomy places the organism in Eukaryota, Viridiplantae, Streptophyta, Magnoliopsida, Brassicales, Brassicaceae. The record is from the annotation of a GenBank genome assembly.